Molecule: messenger RNA, 1970 nt
Organism: Vigna radiata var. radiata (mung bean)
Lineage: Eukaryota; Viridiplantae; Streptophyta; Magnoliopsida; Fabales; Fabaceae
Product: polyphenol oxidase, chloroplastic-like
Exons: 1
Biological process (GO): pigment biosynthetic process
Molecular function (GO): catechol oxidase activity
Source: RefSeq, a predicted model, not a curated record
CCGAUUAACAUAAUGCCUUCUGUCUCAGUUACAUCGCAUUUCUCAACGUCACUCUCCAUUUUCCAUUCUUCAUCAUCUUCCACCUUCCGACUUUACCAAAUUCCAUGCCAUCCCACCAAACAAAGCAAACCAAAACACCACCGUCUCUGCAAAGUGUCAUGCCACAAUAUACCAAAUGAAGAAGGAAAACCAUCACACAACAGUGCUGAAAAAAAUAGAAGGGACAUUCUCAUUGGGCUUGGAGGACUCUACGGUGCAUCCACUCUUGCAGUCAAUCCUUUAGCCAUUGCUGCUCCAGCUGCCCCUGACUUCAAAUCUUGUGGCCCACCAGAGAUACCAACUGAUGUACCAACCACCGUUUGUUGUCCUCCACAAUAUUCUUCUCCCAUAGAUUUCGAGCUUCCACGACCUAGAAGAUUCCUUAGGGUUAGACCAGCUGCUCAGUUUGUGGAUGAUGCCUACAUAGCCAAGUAUAAGAAAGCUCUCGGUAUCAUGAGAUCCCUUCCUCCUGAAGACCCUCGUAGUUUCACCCAACAAGCUAAUAUCCACUGUGCUUACUGCAAUGGUGCCUAUACCCAAGUUGGGUUCCCUGACCUAAAAUUACAAGUCCACAACUCCUGGCUAUUCUUUCCUUUCCAUCGUUGGUACCUUUAUUUCUAUGAGAGAAUAUUGGGAAGCUUGAUUGAUGACCCAGAUUUUUCUAUCCCAUAUUGGAACUGGGACAACCCUAAGGGUGGCAUGGUAAUCCCUUCCAUUUUCACAGAUACAAACUCCCCUCUCUAUGACCCUCUCAGGAAUGUGGAUCAUCAACCACCAACUCUUAUAGACCUAGACUAUAGCAAAAAGGACGAUGACGAUCCCAACGGGACUCCACCUCCAAAUGAGCUAAUCUCUAAUAACCUCACUAUAGUGUAUAAAAGUGUUGUCUCGGGUGGGAAGUUUCCACGGCUCUUCCUAGGAAGCCCUUAUAGUGCUGGUUCUGCUCCUGACCCUGGUCCUGGAAGCUUAGAGAAUGUUCCUCAUACUCCAGUUCACCUUUGGAGUGGUGAUAAGAGACAGCCUCACCGUGAGAACUUGGGAAUCUUCUAUGCAGCGGGAAGGGACCCCCUUUUCUAUGCUCACCAUGGCAACGUGGAUAGGAUGUGGAACAUAUGGAAAACAAUACCAGGUGGGAAGAGAAAGGAUUUCACUAAACCUGAUUGGCUGGAAGCUAGCUUUUUGUUCUAUGAUGAAAACAAGAACCUUGUGCGUGUAAAGGUGAAAGAUUCCGUUGACUCGAAAAAGUUGGGGUAUGUUUACCAGGAUGUUGACAUUCCAUGGCUCAAGAAUAAGCCUAAGCGCAGAAGAUCUAAAGCUAAGAAGGUGGCAUUGGCAGACAGUUUUGGAGUUGGUGCCGCACGAGCCGCUGAGGCUACGAGUGCAAAGUUUCCUCUGACUUUGGAUUCAAAGGUUAGCAUCAUUGUGAAAAGGCCAAAGCUGUUGAGGAGCCAGAAGGAGAAGGAAGAAGAGGAAGAAGUGUUGGUGAUUGAUGGGAUUGAGUUUGAUAGGGAAAAAGGUGUGAAGUUUGAUGUAUUUAUCAACGAUGAAGAUGAAAAGGAGAUCAAACCAAGCAAUACUGAGUUUGCAGGAAGCUUUGUGAGUUUGCCACAUAUUCAUGAGCAUUCAAACUCGAAGAUCAAAACCUGUUUAAGACUUGGAAUAACGGAUCUGUUAGAAGACUUGGAAGCUGAAGAUGAUGAAAGUGUUGUGGUGACGUUGGUGCCAAAAUAUGGAGAAGGACUUAUCACAAUUCAGAAUAUUAAGAUAGAGUUUAUUUCGGAAUGAAAAAUAAGUACCUGUGAGCAAAAUAAUUAUGGCAUGUUUGAAAAGGUAUUUUCAAUAAUUAUCUGAAAUCAUCUGAACCUUCAAAUGAUUUCAACGUUGUAUCAGAGUUUACUAUUCAAUGGCAAAAGAGUAUUUUGCUUGUUUUA